Molecule: messenger RNA, 681 nt
Organism: Clunio marinus
Lineage: Eukaryota; Metazoa; Arthropoda; Insecta; Diptera; Chironomidae
Source: the annotation of a GenBank genome assembly
AUGGCGUCGUCAGUUUAUCAAGAUUCGAGAACAUCUGAAGUCACAAAAAUUACCACGCAUCGGGAUAAUUACUCAGAACUUCCGCCUGUUGAUCAUCAUGCACCAUUGUAUUCAUAUUUCAGUCAAGCGUCGCCAUUACCAUUGUUGACUUCACAGUUCUUAGCUCAACAAACGUUGAUGUCGGCAUGGCCUUUUCAUCCAGCUCUCAUGUCUACUUGGCCCUUUACAACUCCAAUGCCAUACGUAAGCCCCAACACUUCCUAUCCAGCGUCAACUCGAAUCACAGAAUCAAUUAACAAUAAUUACACGUUCAUUGAUAACAAUCAUGAUAGUGACUUUAAGAACGAGACGAAAAUAUCAAGUUAUUCACCUUUUUCUGGUUCAAUUUGCACUUUCCCAUUGUGUGAUCGUCAAUUUGUUCAAGUUGCAAAUCUUCGUCGGCAUUUAAAGACUCACGAACAUGCAACAAACUUGAAAAUUCACCAAAAAUUUCUACAAAAUGACGAAGUCGUUUGUGAACAAUCGUGUCGAUCUGAAUCAAGUGAAGAUUGUUUAGAUUUAAGAAAGUCUACGAUCAUUGUCAACGACAUAAAUCAUCAGUUAAGUUCAUCAAUGGAAUACGAAAGUCCAGAACAAUCUGAACCUGAAGAUUUAUCUUUUAAGUCUUAUUCAAGAGGAUAA